Molecule: messenger RNA, 612 nt
Organism: Mesocricetus auratus (golden hamster)
Lineage: Eukaryota; Metazoa; Chordata; Mammalia; Rodentia; Cricetidae
Gene: Znf575
Product: zinc finger protein 575
Exons: 2
Source: RefSeq, a predicted model, not a curated record
AUGCUGGGUGGAAGCGUGAAGUCUGAGGCCAGGGUCUCGGAACCUCCUAGUCCCACUUACCAGGAUCCGGUGACCAAAGGAGCCAGCCCGAUGCCCCAGUGCCCACACCGCUGCCCGGACUGCCCCAAGGCUUUCUCGUACCCGUCCAAGUUGGCCACGCACCGGCUAGCGCACAGCGGAGCUCGCCCACACUCCUGCCCGCACUGCCCCAAGGCCUUCGGCCACCGCUCCAAGCUAGCCGCACAUCUUUGGACACACGCGUCCGUCCAUCCCUACCCGUGCCCCGAUUGCCCCAAGUCUUUCUGCCACCCCUCCAAGAUGGCGGCCCACUGCCACAUGCACCACACCACCGACGCCCGCCCUUACCCUUGCCCGCACUGACCCAAAGUGUUCUCGUCCCCCUCUAAACUGACGGCCCAUCGCCUGUGUCACGACUCCCCCACCGAGCCCAGCAGCCAGACCACUGGCCACCAUCGAUGCUCCAGCUGCGACCAGGCCUUUGGCCAGAGACGCCUCCUGUUGGUUCAUCAACGCAGUCACCACCAGCCACGAGGGCCAGGGAAAAAGGGAGUCUGUCAGCCUGCCCUCUCUGACUACAUCACGUGUCAAUAA